Physella acuta is the source of this 2566-nucleotide messenger RNA. Its product is annotated as fibroblast growth factor 17. Gene Ontology annotation, molecular function: growth factor activity. NCBI's taxonomy places the organism in Eukaryota, Metazoa, Mollusca, Gastropoda, Physidae. The record is from RefSeq and is a predicted model, not a curated record.
CCCGUAUCCUUGCGAAGUCACCCGUACGUCGGUGUGCGGUCGGCCGACAGGGCAGACUAUGUGUGAAAGAUUGUGGGUCGCUUGGUUGAAGCUUGAGCCCGGCAUGAAUCAAUGGCCUUCCUACCUUGACGGGGGCCGUACGUCUACUCUCUUGUGUUGGGAGGAAGGAGAGACAACUGCGCUCGUACACUUGGAUGUGCUGACCAACACACGUGGAUAUUUGGACACACUGACUGUGUCCACUGACCGACGACACGUACGUGUCGGACGCCUCGCGCUGAAGGUGGCGCGGUCAGUGAUAAGAGCCAGUGAUUACAUUGGUCUAAUGGGCUACUAAUUACGGCAAUAGUUCAUCAAUUGCUGUUCACAUCAUUAAGUGCUUUCUGUCGCCGUCACUGCACGCUGCUCGCUUGUCCGUGGUUGGAGCAGGGCUGUCCCUCACCGGAGUUGUUGCACACAGGUGUUAUAUCUCGUGCUGUGAUUCAGGUAGUCCAUGAGAAUCUGACUAGAUUGUGAGGAAAUUGAUUUCAAUACUGGUGGAUAGUUGAUUCAAAAAGUGUUUUUUCUUUAACGUGGAUUAUCCCAAAAGGUGGAUUAUUAUCCGUAGAAGUGGAUUAUUAUUACCAGUGGAUAACAACUUAUGGAUGUAUGUGUAGUUGUUCGAUAGCGCGGCGCUGCAAAUGGUUUCUCUGUGUGAAAACAUGGAAAGAUAAGAAAUUGGCAGGCCUACCAUUACACUCAGAGAGUAGUGUCAAAAUCAGCAAAGGGGGGCCACUCCAGUUCAACGGGACGGAGUUUUCAUGGAUUGUUUCUGCCUGCUCGAUUCGCUUCGUCAAACCCUCGUUUUUCUACCUCACGGCCACCACAUUUCUCGGACUGUUGUCAGGAUAGUCCAAAGCUAGUCCAGGGAUUGUGUCAGGAUAGGCCAGGGAUUGUGUCAGGAUAGGCCAGGGAUUGUGUCAGGAUAGGCCAGGGAUUGUGUCAGGAUAGGCCAGGGAUUGAGGGUUGGCCAGGGAUAGGCCAGGGACUGUCGUGGCCAGCGGGUCGAGACCUGUGGAGCUGACCAUGAGCGCGAUGGAUGACCUGACCUAACGGUACCUGGCGCAUGCCUGCAGCUCUAGCAUGGAACUUAGACAUGCCUUACAGGGCGAGGGUUCCCACACAUUAUGAGGAGAAAGUCUUUUCUUUGUCAAGCUAGCCUAAUUAGGUUAUUGUUGCUGCUGCUGAUUGAGAUAACGCCUGUACAACCUGCGCCCAAAAUCUCCGUGCCCUCUAACCCCUUCAAGUCUGUGACGGGAGGGACAACUUUCGUCAGCGAGUUCGAGCUGAUCAACCGGUGCAGUGGGAAGCGGGUCGGCAUGAGAACCAGAGGUGACCAGACGAAAAUACGGGCAGACGUCGAUAGCCACAGAUCACCUCAAGCUCUGCUAGAAUUUAGCUCUGAGAUUAUGAAAGGAAGGGGGGCUGUGAUCAAGAUCAAGGCCAAAUUUAGCCAGAAAUACAUAUGUUUUAGCCAGAAAGGAAAAAUCAUUGGCCGGGUGUCAGGCGGCGCCAAACUGUGCAAGUUCGUGGAGAACCAGAGUUCGCACCCGUCCUUCCAGCAGUUCCAGUCGGCCGUCCACCCCCGCUGGCGCCUGGGCUUCAACAAGCGCGGGGGGCGGCUGCUGGGCUACGCCAACGUCAGCAGCGACUGCUUCGAUUUUUUCAAGAUCUACCACUUGCAGCCCGAGAUCAUACAGCCCAGUGACCUUAACCUUCAGCCCAGUGACCUCAACCUUCAGCCGCCCCUCCAGGGCUGAACGCGCUGGGGGAACCAGCGGCUGUACAGGCAUCGCAACCUUUAACCUCAUCAGUUCUGUGAUAGUCUGCACGCGGUGAUGCCCAUCCGGCAUACACUCAGCAGCCGGCAGACUUUCAACGGCCGGCAGACGUUCAGCAGCCGGCAGACAUUCAGCCGGCAGACUUUCAACGGCCGGCAGACGUUCAGCAGCCGGCAGAUUUUCAACGGCCGGCAGACGUUCAGCAACCUACUGUGUGGAAUCCUUUUAGUGACUGACCUAGAUCUGAUCUACUUCAACGUGAGCUCAAUGUUGACAGCUCACGAUCACGUGACGCACGUGCGAACUUACAGUAGACAAGUGUGGCCACAUCUCAACACGAUGUUGUGGCCCAAUGUUCGCUGGCCCAAUGUUCGCUGGCCCAAUGUUCGCUGGCCCACUCUUCUCUUGUUUAUAUGGCCCGGCAUUCAAUCAAACCUGGAAAGUUGUCAUGACAACCUGCUGUCUUAGAUCUACACCGGCAUCAUUCCUGGAACCAUCUCAAGACUAGGUGUACAUAUGUAGCCAGUACCUGCCUCUCUGGUCAGUCAGAUAGUACAUCGCCUCUCUGGUCAGUCAGAUAGUACCUCGCCUCUCUGGUCAGUGAGAUAGUACCUCGCCUCUGUGCUGAGGUCAUUGACCAGCAGCACGCGAUAGUUGUUGAAGAGACAGACUCACCAAGAGAACAGAUGACAGCUAAGACUGUGCCACCUGCUACAGACUUAACCCUUUCAUGGGCUGCUCCUUCA